Debaryomyces tyrocola is the source of this 300-nucleotide messenger RNA. The record is from the annotation of a GenBank genome assembly. Lineage: Eukaryota; Fungi; Ascomycota; Pichiomycetes; Serinales; Debaryomycetaceae.
AUGCUUUACAGACCUGUUUUAUUUCCUAAGAAUAGAGAUCAAGUUUUUAAUAGUGGGAUAAAUCGUACGGAAUUAUACAUGUCCAGUCAGAGAUCUAUCUCAGCAUUAUGCGUCGAUACCGCAAUGGAAUUGAUUAGUAUGAUAAGUAGGUAUAGAUCGGCUGACAUAACUUUGCUACCUGCUAUCUGGUAUAAUGUGUUUUAUAUAUAUACGGCUGCAUCAGUUUUGUUAGCUGCAAAACUUCAACCUUACCUACAGGAUGAUUUGGAUAAAAUAAAGUUGAAUCAUCUUGGACAAUGA